This is a messenger RNA of Verticillium alfalfae VaMs.102, 1026 nucleotides long. RefSeq lists its product as hypothetical. Lineage: Eukaryota; Fungi; Ascomycota; Sordariomycetes; Glomerellales; Plectosphaerellaceae. The transcript has a single exon. Bases 1 to 1026 code for a protein of 341 amino acids. The record is from RefSeq and is a predicted model, not a curated record.
AUGGUCGUGCCUGACGAAAAGGUACCCUCCGUCGAUCCCCCGACCUCCCCGGAGACCCGCACCCACGCUGCACCUCUCACGGACGCCCAGAAGGAACACUUUCGCGCCCAUGGUUGGCUUCGCGUGACAGAAUGCUUUACUCAGGAGCAGGCCGACUGGGUCAACAAAGACCUCUGGUCCCGCCUCGGCAUGGACCCAAACAACAAGUCAUCAUGGCAAGCACGCACCCACAUGCCCGCCCAUCGCAGUUUCGAUGCCCAGGUCUUCGCCCCGAAAGCCUGGUCCGCCAUCACUGAGCUCUGCGCGGCGAGAUCGAGUCGUCCCCGAGAGCCGCCAGUGGCGCGACUCGCUCAUCGUCAAUCUGGGCAGCCCCGAGUUCGAGGACAAGCACGUCCGUCCCCAGGACCUCGACAACUGGCACGUCGACGGCGACUUCUUCGUCCACUACCUCGACUCGCCAGAGCAGGGCCUCCUCGUGAUCCCCCUCUACUCGGACAUCGUCCCCGGCGGCGGCGGCACCAGGCAUCUGCCCCGACGCCCUACCCAAGGUCGCCCGCCACCUGCACGACCACCCCGAGGGCGUCUCGCCGCACAUGGUGCCCCGCGGCGACGCCGACUUCGCCCAGGAGACGGGCCUCGGCUUCUUCGCCGACAUGGCGCGCGGCUGCGAGGACAGCGGCUUCGUCGAGGCGCACGGCGCCGUCGGCGACGUCUUCCUGCAUCGCUCAUGCUGCACUCGCGUCGCGGAACCCCCUGCGCCGCCUGCGCGUCAUCACGAACCCGCCCAUCUUCUUGCGCGCACCGCAGCGCUUCGACCGCGACGACUGCGCCUACAGCCUCGUCGAGCAGGUCACGCUGCGGGCCCUGGGGGCCGAGUCCCUCCCCGGCUGGCGCAUCACGGCGCCGAGGGAGUUUCGUGUGCCGCACCGCCUCAAGGUGCAGCAGAAGAGGAAGGAGGAGGAGUUGAAGAGGCUCGGCGGCGGGGUCGAGCAGCCGGGGCCUGCGAUUGGCGUGCCUGCGGCGUGA